Molecule: messenger RNA, 762 nt
Organism: Acanthoscelides obtectus
Lineage: Eukaryota; Metazoa; Arthropoda; Insecta; Coleoptera; Chrysomelidae
Source: the annotation of a GenBank genome assembly
AUGGGAACAAUAAAUAAAAUUGCAGUAUUUUUCAAUACCCCUAAAAGGCUUAAUGUAUUUAAGUCGCAUAUUGACAAAGUGUCUACAGAAUCGAAAAAAGAAAAGUUGAAAAAGCUGUGUAGUACUAGAUGGGUUGAGAGACAUGAUGCCAUAUUGACUUUCCUGGAGUUGCAUGAAGUUACUAUCGCCGCUCUUUCCGAAAUUCAACUAUGGAGAGAUAAAGAUUCCUCCUCUGACGCAUUUUCCUUUCUAAAAUCCAUCCAAACCUUAGAAUUCCAAUUUUCGCUUAGAAUUAUUUCAAAAAUAUUUGCCAUUACCCUACCUCUCUCCAAACAACUGCAGACCACCAAUUUUGAUCUAGGGCAGGCCUUAGAUUUGGCUGAAAGUGUUCAAAACCGGCUUUUAUCUAUCAGGGAUAAUGCCGAAGGCGAGUUCAACCAAAUUUUUAAAGAUGUUAAAACCUCCUGUAAAGAAAUGGAUAUAGAGAUGGCUCUUCCUAGAACAAACUCUCGACAAACUCAAAGAAACAAUGUUCCAGCUGAGGUACCUGAAGAAUACUUUAGAAGAGCAUAUUUUAUACCGUUUGUCGAUUCUAGUAUUAGCCAUCUUAAAGAGAGGUUAUUAAAGCACAAAAACAUUGUACAAGGAUUUCAAGUACUUCUACCAAAUAAACAUUUUAAUGAAGAUGGCCUAGAGAAACUGUAUGAUUUUUAUGAACACUUCUUGGGAGCUUGCAGCUUUGAAACUGUACUCGGCGAGUAA